UGGAUAAAUGCUUUCAUUGUUUCUGUGAUUUGCAUGGCCUGGAUCAAAAAGAACACCUUGAACUCUAAUGAGAAGAUCUUGCUGUUACUGGGAUCCUCCAGGUUUUGUUUUUUGUGCAUCUCAUGGGUAUAUUCCUUUCUUUCAAUAAUUUAUCCCCAUUUCCUUUAUGUUCACCCCACACUUCAACUAGUUGUAUCUAUUCAAAGCUUGUUAAAUUAUUCCAGCUUGUGGGUUUCAGCCUGUCUUUGUGCUUUUUAUUGUAUAAAAAUUGCCAAUUUCGGGAACAGCUUCUUCAUCUACCUGAAAGUAAAAAUUGACAGGAUGGUGCCCUGGCUCUUGUUGGGGUCAGUGCUUUUCUCCCUGGUUAUCGGAAUCAUUGUUUACUAUGUCAUUGAUAAAGCUUUCUGUAAAAACCUCAAUUUCAAUUGCCAAGGAUGUAUUUGGAAAGCAAGUAUCAGAAUAGAAGAACAUUUUUUCCCCAUUUAUUUUAUCAUUGGUUUUGGAUAUGCCAUUUCAUUCACAGCAGUCAUCUUUUCUGCCCUUCUCCUUCUCUUUUCUCUCUGGAGACACAAACGCAACAUGCAGACAAACUCCAUGAAGGACCUCAGCAUGGAUGCCCACAUCAAAGCCAUGAAAUCCAUUCUCUCCUUUUUAGUAAUGUACAGCAUCAACUUCGUGUUUUUGAUCUUGUCACUGAUUUAUUCAAUUAGAGGCAAAAAUCACACAUAUUUCUUUAUUUCUGUAUUUCUGUAUGCUUUUCCAGGUUUUCAUUCCAUUAUUUUGAUUUUCAGCAAUCCCAAAUUAGAAAAGACAUUGCUAAGGAGUGCCCUGUGUGAAUGCAAGGUUUGCAUGAAGCAGGAACUGUUGGAAGAGUCAUUAAAUCUCUUAUGCAAACACUCCAUGUUGUGUGGAAGGGAAAGAUAG
Messenger RNA from Neopelma chrysocephalum (saffron-crested tyrant-manakin), 924 nucleotides. Its product is annotated as taste receptor type 2 member 7-like. Lineage: Eukaryota; Metazoa; Chordata; Aves; Passeriformes; Pipridae. The record is from RefSeq and is a predicted model, not a curated record. Gene Ontology annotation, biological process: detection of chemical stimulus involved in sensory perception of bitter taste; sensory perception of taste; G protein-coupled receptor signaling pathway. Gene Ontology annotation, molecular function: bitter taste receptor activity; G protein-coupled receptor activity. Gene Ontology annotation, cellular component: membrane.